Messenger RNA from Endocarpon pusillum Z07020, 531 nucleotides. RefSeq lists its product as uncharacterized. NCBI's taxonomy places the organism in Eukaryota, Fungi, Ascomycota, Eurotiomycetes, Verrucariales, Verrucariaceae. The record is from RefSeq and is a predicted model, not a curated record. The transcript has a single exon. Bases 1 to 531 code for a protein of 176 amino acids.
AUGGAUAUAAAAGACAAAAGAAAUAGAAAACCAUCCUCACAGCCCAUGGUCUCGAGAUCAUCGGGCAACGAACGUUUCACCGAACCGGCUGACGAUACGACUGCCGCUGCCUCCUUACCGGCGUCCGCAUCCACAGCACCAGGCACUAGAAAGCGCAAGGCAGCUGGAAAGAAACCUGGGGAGAAGAAUGUGGCUAAGACAGCCAAGAUGGAAAACGAGGAUGAGGUAGUUGAUGACGAGGACGAGGCAGCCGGUGGCAAGAAGAAGAAGAAGAGAAAGGCUGCUAGGGAGACCUCAACUACAGGUGACGCAGUGGCAGAGGAUGAGGAUGAGGAUAAGUCUGGAGAUAAAGUAAGAUGGAGAAGGAAACCUGGAGGGCGGGAUGCUGCCAGGAACUCUACAUUAGGAGCUGGGAUAGCUGAAAGCGGAGAGAGAUCUGAGAUGACGAUCGAAAUGCUAUCGAGGUGGUCGUCAUGCUUGUGGCAGGAUACGGGAAUCCAUCGCUCAUAUUCCAUACUUCAUUGUUUGUGA